AUCUACCGGCGAGCGGCGUUAAUCGUGCGCGAACCGCGAACCAGACUGCAACAUUCUUGUUCGGCUCAUAUCGGUUGUUUUUGAUAGUUUGUGAUAGAUAGCUGGAGGAAUCGAUUCGGCAGAUAACCGGAAACACACCGCUUUUCGACGCCAUUGGCCUGAGCUGCCUAGCUUUGGUGAUACCCACAGAAGAAUAAUCCAGCAACAGGAUGACGCGGGUUCUAGCGAUCGCCAUCGUGGCACUGGUUGCUACGGCACGGGCCCAGGACGAUUUGGACGCGUUGUUUGAGUCUGUUUUCAACAAUCCGGACAGCCCCAGUGGAAAUAACAACAACAACCAAGAUAACACCAAAAAUCCUCCGCCAGCUCCAGUGCCAACUCCUCCACCACCACCAGUUGCCCCAACACCACCGCCAGUCUACACAUGCAGUGGUGAAUGUGUGCCGUACUAUCUCUGCAACAACAACGAGAUCAUUACUGACGGAACCGGAAUUAUUGACAUCCGUGUUGGUGAGGACACAACCCAGGAGAAUGAAUGUCCCAACUAUUUGGACACCUGUUGUGAGAAGAAAGAUGUGAUUACCGAUAUUCCGGAUAACUACACACCUGCCCCACCGCCAAACAAUUUCUAUAGCUGUGGAAUGCGUAAUGCCGACGGUCUCGGUUUCAGAAUCACCGGUAACAAGAACGGAGAAUCCGAGUACGGCGAGUUCCCAUGGAUGUUGGCCGUAUUGCGCGAAGAUAAGGUUAUGGACUCUACGCUCAAUGUGUACGAGUGCGGAGGUUCGCUGAUUGCCCCGAAUGUGGCUAUUACUGGAGCCCACUGUGUGAACAACAAGCCCAAGGAAGCGCUGCUGGUCCGUGCUGGAGAAUGGGACACUCAGACCAAGAACGAACUGUACCCGCAUCAGGAUCGCCGCGUCCGUGAGAUCAUCAUCCACGAAAGGUUCCAGAAGGGAUCGUUGGCCAACAACAUCGCUCUGCUGAUCCUGGACCAGCCGUUUGACCUCGCCGAAAACAUCCAGCCGGUUUGCUUGCCACCAAAGAACUACAAAUUCGAUGGAAACCGAUGCUUCGCGUCUGGCUGGGGCAAGAAUGUAUUUGGCAAGGAAGGAAAAUACCAGGUUAUCCUGAAGAAGGUUCAGCUUCCGGUUGUGUCCCACGAGCAAUGUCAGCAAUCCCUCCGCAAGACCCGUCUGGGCAAUCGUUUCCGUCUAGACCCAAGCUUCCUGUGCGCUGGAGGUACCAAGAAUGAGGAUACCUGCCGUGGUGAUGGAGGUUCUCCAUUGGUUUGCCCGAUCGCAUCUUCGCCAACGCACUUCUAUCAGGCCGGUAUCGUAUCGUGGGGUAUUGGAUGCGGUGAGGACGGAAUUCCUGGAGUUUACGCUAAUAUCGCUGCUCUGCGCGACUGGAUCGAUCAGAAGCUGGCCCAGCAAAAGAUUGAAGCUAAACAUUACACUUUUGGCGCCUAGGGAUGCCCGUGAUGCAUAUUGACAAUAUUAUUUUAAAUUAGUCGACAAGGAUAUUGAUACCAAGAUGAAAUAAAACAUCCAACAUCAGCGUAACGAUGAAUGGACGAUUGUAAA
Uranotaenia lowii is the source of this 1586-nucleotide messenger RNA. Its product is annotated as phenoloxidase-activating factor 2-like. Gene Ontology annotation, molecular function: serine-type endopeptidase activity. Gene Ontology annotation, biological process: proteolysis. The transcript has 3 exons. Lineage: Eukaryota; Metazoa; Arthropoda; Insecta; Diptera; Culicidae. The record is from RefSeq and is a predicted model, not a curated record. The coding region runs from base 210 to 1472 and encodes 420 amino acids.